AUGAACCGUUUUGGAAGUCCGUCUCAAUCCACAUCAGUAAUAACUUCACUCAGUGGUCAGACUCCAAUUAGUAGUGGUCACUCCCUUGGCCCGUCAUCUGUACUUACAGGAACGGGACCAAGUUCAAUUUUGGGAUCAACUAGUAUUAUUGGUGGACCAUCAUCAACUCUUGGACCAGGUUCAAUAAUUAUGGGAAACACUAGUGGUCCAACUUCUAUCCUUAGUAAUGUUAGUGGCGUUGGGCCUAGUUCAAUACUUGCAAGUGCUGGGCCAAGCUCUGUUUUAGGUGGUAGCAUUUUGGGACAGCAUGGAGGACCAGGGUCAAUACUUAAUAGCCAAGGAGGCCCUAGUUCAUUAUUAAGUUACAGUGGGGAGCGAGGAGGACCAUCCAGUGUAAUGAAUGUUGGCGGAAAUCCGGGAUCUGUCUUUCAGGAGAUGAAUCCAGCCUCUGUUGGUCCAGGAAAUCUCGCCGUACCGAUGACACCCUUAGCUGGUGACAAUUUUCAACCGGCAUCAAAUAUCCCUAUGGUUUCAACAAAUCCACCACAGACUCCCGGUUCCCAGUUGGUUGAUGUUCCUUCACCAGCGCUGCAAAAUAUAGUUUCAACUGUCAACUUAGGAGUUCCACUAGAUCUAAAGAAAAUUGCGCUUCACGCUAGAAAUGCCGAAUACAAUCCAAAACGUUUUGCUGCGGUUAUAAUGAGAAUACGUGAACCUCGCACAACAGCCCUAAUAUUUUCGUCGGGAAAAAUGGUUUGUACAGGUGCAAAAUCUGAGGAAUCAAGCAGACUCGCUGCUCGAAAAUAUGCCAGGAUAGUACAAAAGCUCGGUUUCAACGCUAAGUUUACAGAAUUCAAAGUUCAGAACAUGGUUGGUUCGUGCGAUGUCCGUUUCCCUAUACAGUUAGAAGGAUUGUGUUUGACACAUACUCAGUUUUCUACUUAUGAACCAGAACUUUUCCCUGGUUUGAUUUAUCGAAUGGUAAAACCAAGAGUAGUACUGCUCAUAUUUGUUAGUGGGAAAGUAGUUAUAACAGGUGCAAAAUAUAAAAAAGACAUCGAUGAUGCAUUCAACCAAAUUUAUCCAAUUUUGAAAGGCUUCAAGAAAUGA
Molecule: messenger RNA, 1110 nt
Organism: Thelazia callipaeda (thelaziosis nematode)
Lineage: Eukaryota; Metazoa; Nematoda; Chromadorea; Rhabditida; Thelaziidae
Source: the annotation of a GenBank genome assembly